Messenger RNA from Paraphaeosphaeria sporulosa, 1119 nucleotides. RefSeq lists its product as uncharacterized. Lineage: Eukaryota; Fungi; Ascomycota; Dothideomycetes; Pleosporales; Didymosphaeriaceae. The coding region runs from base 166 to 1119 and encodes 317 amino acids. The record is from RefSeq and is a predicted model, not a curated record. The transcript has 2 exons.
CCGUUAGUUGCUAUGACGGGAGCCAAGGAAGGCUCAGUCGGGUUCAUACGAGGAUAUCCACCGCAACAGGAGGUCCAAAGAUGCUUGAUCCUUAAUAAGCUUACUAUUCGAGUCGAUAGAAUUGCUACAAUUUCUCCCAAGGCCUAGCGGCGUAGACCUUGGAAAAUGCGGACGUCUCUUCCCUCUAUAAUACUGCUCCUCGCAGCAUCAUCUAUAUUUGCGGCACAAGCACAAAACACCACUAACACAACUUCAACACCAGAGACCUGUGGCGGAGAUAUAGACUGGCUCAACACAGGGAACAGCUCUGCGAACUCGACCGGCCAGGUCGAAUUCAGAUGGACCGACAACAGCGACUCCGAGCGCCCUACCUCGGACCUUUGGUACCUGUCCGUCACGGUCAACGACACAUUGCGUAGAGGCGAUGUCAGAACAUCGGCAUCCAACGGUGGCAUCGAGCUACGCGGCUACGUUAGUGUGCCCGACGACGUCAAGAACGCGAGCCUCUGCCUGUACCAGUUCAGCAGCGCAAACGUGACGCUGGACGACAGCAUCGACGAUGGCCUCGAUUCCUGCGGCGGCAUCGUAAGCGAAGAGUGCAAGGACUUCAUCAAGGACAACUUCCUGCACGAGAUCCAGCCGUCCGGAUGUCCGCUGUACCGGAAGGCCGGCACCGAGGGGGCUGAUACCUUCAGGAAAGCGUGUCCGAACUUGGCUGAUUCCGCUGCCGUCUAUUACAAGGACGUGUCGAACACCACCUGCGCCACCACCGACAUUCCCAGCGUCAACAUCCCGGAGGGCUAUCACUCCCUGCGUAGUGCUUCCAUGUCUAGCCCUUUUUCCGACUACAAUUAUCGGCCGAACAUGACAGAGGCGUACGAUCUGCUCGUUCGUCAGACGGUACCGUACGUUCUGCAUAGCAGGUUCGAAGAUCCGGACUCAAAUUCAAUGAAGGUGUUGACUAGGUUUAUCUGUGUGGCGCCAAACCGGACGGUGGAAGGGAGUCGUGCUGUGCCGGACGGCAAGGCGCCUUGGGAGGAGAGCAAGGGGGUUGGUUUGGCUGCAGGGAGGAUGGCGGUGGUGAUGACAAGUAUCAUAGGAGCGGUGCUCAUGAUAUAG